Molecule: messenger RNA, 3440 nt
Organism: Rhipicephalus microplus (southern cattle tick)
Lineage: Eukaryota; Metazoa; Arthropoda; Arachnida; Ixodida; Ixodidae
Gene: Mitofilin
Product: inner membrane mitochondrial protein mitofilin
Biological process (GO): cristae formation
Cellular component (GO): MICOS complex
Source: RefSeq, a predicted model, not a curated record
CCUGCCGUCUUCUCGCAACACAGGCAGCCGGUCCUUUAAAAUGUGGCGUUCAACACGACAAGUUUCGCAGCGUUAUUCGCUUCUGCUCACCGGCAGGCAACAAAAAUCCAGGUCACCCGUUCAGAGCCGUCUGCAGUCAACCAACUCUGGAAGUGGACCAGGCAAAACAAUAGCUCUUGCAACUGGCGUGGCUACUGUGGGCAUUGGUGGGGCUCUUGCUUACGCAAAAUUUGACUCGGACUUCAGGCACAAACUAGAAAGCAGCCUUCCUUAUGGUGACUCCCUCAUUGGCAACAUUCUUGGACCGGCUGAAGCACCCAUUAAACAGCUGCCUGCGGAGAAGGUGAAGGAAAAGGCCCUGGAGUCUAGCCUCUUACGCAAAAAGGCACCAGUGGAGCCAUCAAGGAGCGAACUGAAGCCUGCUUUGCCACCACCACCUCCAAUUACUGCCGCUCCGCACACACCUGUAAAAGAGAAGGCACCGUCACCUCGUGAUUUAGAAGCAGAAGCUCAAAGACAACUACAAGAUAUCAAGGAACGAAAUGAACGGCUCAACUUUGCAUUGGAGCAGUCACUUCGUGAGGCUCAACUGGACUUGGAGAGGCACACCAAGGAUGCAGUGGUGGCACAGUUAGAAGCCAAGGAAGCUGCGCAGAUAUACGCUCGCAAGUUGUACAGAGCCAUCGAUGAAGCCAGGGAUAGUGAAGACCAGUACAUGUGGGAUGAAGCUUUGCAAGCAAAAGAGGCAAAGUUGGCUGCUGUGCAGAAGGCUGCUGUGAAAAGUGAACAGGCAUGGAAAUCCUUAGAAAACCUCCGUAGUGCCAUCAAGAAAGGCCAAGAAAAUAAGGACACGCAAAAUAACUUGGCAAUCAGUCCAGCUGAACAUGCUGCAACAGUCGCCAGGGACCAACUUCGAAAUGCCGAGUCUGAGUCACGAUCAGCCAAAGAGGCAGCCAAAACAGCAAGUGACUACAAGGAAGCUGUUGAAAAAGCUAGACUUCAUUUUCAGAAAGAAAUUGAGGCUUUGCUUCCGGAUACCAAAUUUAGUGAACCAGGGCAGAAGCUGUCUGAAGAUGAGCUGAAUUUGCUACUUGCUCAUGCCCACCGGAAGAUAGAAAACUUGACCAAGGCUCAUGUCAAAAUGCAGGCAACGGAACACGAACGAGCCCAGAUGUUCCAGCGGCAACAAGAACGUGUGGCCAAGGACUUGGAAAGGCAGCGGGCUGAGCUGGAUGCAACACUUGAAGUGAAGCUGGUGAAGCAGCAGGAAGCUUUUGAGCACGAACUGCAGCAGCAGCUGCGUCGCCAAGUGGCGGCACACACAGAACAUCUCAAGGAGGCCCUGGAAGAGCAAAGGCAGGAGCUAAACCGCAUGUUUGGCCUGGAGGUGGAAAAGAAAAUAAUUGAAGAGCGUGCACAGCACAAUGCAGCCUUAUCUUCCUCGGUUGCUAAGCUCCAGGGCAUGGAGGAAUACCUGAAGGCACGAGAUGAAUUGGAUCGGCUGUCACAACAGGCCAAGGGUCUCUGGCUUGCUUGCCAGGGCCUGAGGCACACUCUAGUUCAUGGGCCAGCCAGUGGCACCAGUGGGCCGCAGUCGCUGACAGCAGACGUGCAGCUGGUGGAGCGGGCAGCACCCAUGAGCCCUUAUGUGCCCCUCGUGUUGGCCUCUAUCCCUGAGGAAGCCCUGACACGUGGUGUCUACCCAGAAGUAGCCUUGAAAGAGCGAUUUGCACAUGUGGAGCGUACCUGCCGCCGUGUUGCCCUCGUUGAUGACCAGAGACCCUCAUCACUACUUCGAUACUUGGCAUCCUACCUGCAGUCACUCUGUGUCAUCUACCCUAAGGAGCUGCCCGAGGAGGAACUUGCAGAUGAGCAGCGAGUCAACCCCGAAAUGUGGGACACUUUUGAUGUGCUCUCACGUGUGCGUUAUUGGCUUCAGCAUGAGAACCUGGAACAAGCUCUACGAUAUGCCAGUCAGCUGCGUGGACAGCCAAGGCUGGUGGCCCAAGAUUGGAUCCACGAACUUCGACUGCAUCUUGAGGCUCGCCAAGCAGCCUCUGCUCUCAUGGCCUUUGCUGCGGCAACUAUUGCUGAAGAUGCUGAGUAACUGAAACAUAAUUGUUAUGCUGUGUGUGUUUAAGAGAACUCAAUUCUGGCUUCUUCUGGAGGUCCUUGUUCAGAUAGAAAUGUUGCUUCUGGUGUGUGGGCGAGGAUUGCCAAGUUACUUCCUUGGAGUGCUGCUUUUGACCAUAUUUUGUUGUAAUGACUUCUCACUGCCUUGAUUAUGGCUACAGAGCAUGAUUCCUGAAAGAGAGCUAUAGAAGGCAAUCUGAAUCUUGAGGCUCGCCAAGCAGCCUCAGCCCUCGUGGCCUUUGCUGCGGCUACUAUUGCUGAAGAUGCUGAGUAGCUGAAACAUAACUGGUAUGCUGUGUGUGUUUAAGACAACUCAAUUCUGGCUUCUUCUGGAGGUCCUUGUUCAGAGAUAGAAAUUUUGCUUGUGGUGUGUGGGCUAGGAUUGCCAAGUUACUUCCUUGGAGCGCUGCUUUUGACCAUAUUUUGUUGUAAUGACUUCUCACUGCCUUGACUAUGGCUACAGAGCAUGAUUCCUGAAAGAGAGCUGUAGAAGGCAAUCUGCAUCUUGAGGCUCGCCAAGCAGCCUCGGCCCUCAUGGCCUUUGCUACGGCUACUAUUGUGAAGAUGCUGAGUAGCUGAAACAUAACUGGUAUGCUGUGUGUGUUUAAGACAACUCAAUUCUGGCUUCUUCUGGAGGUCCUUGUUCAGAUAGAAAUAUUGCUUCCGGUGUGAGGGCUAGGAUUGCCAAGUUACUUCCUUGGAGUACUCUUUUGACCAUAUUUUGUUGUACUGACUUCUCACUGCCUUGACUAUGGCUACAGAGCAUGAUCCCUGAAAGAGAAGGCAGUGUUCUGAUAGCACAAUUUUUUCAUGUGCCCUUUAUUUUCAUUCAUUUUGUCAAGCUGGCACAUCUGCUUUGUAAACCGGCAGCAUGGUUUUUCAUGCUUAGGAUGCAAAAUUUCGUACUGGUUAAGUUGGUGAAAUAAUGCUUGUGAAACUGUGUGACACUUGACAACUAUAGUUUUGCUUGCCUGCUGGGACAGUAUGUUAUAGAAUUGAAGGCUGUGACAAUAAGAAGUCAGUAGCAAGCACCGAGGCCUCAAAGCUCUAUAUAUGGAAUAGGAACUAGGUGGCCUUGCGUGCAUCAUGUGCUUGUAUAGUCCCUAGUCCAACCUUGCCUUAUUGUGCGAACUUCGCUCACAUUAUUGUGAAAACUUCGCUCAUAUCUGUCUUACAGUAAUGAUAGUGUGCUGAGAUUAGUUUGGGUAUUGAAAAGUCAAGCAACUUCUAAGAAUCAUGUGAAUGGGGCUUUAGAAUCCCAUAGGAGCUGAAAAUAAAUGUGCAUUUUUGCAAAAUUGUAUUGGGCA